This is a messenger RNA of Alligator mississippiensis (American alligator), 1392 nucleotides long. RefSeq names its product actin maturation protease (gene ACTMAP). Bases 135 to 1040 code for a protein of 301 amino acids. The record is from RefSeq and is a predicted model, not a curated record. Lineage: Eukaryota; Metazoa; Chordata; Crocodylia; Alligatoridae. The transcript has 6 exons.
CGCCGCGAGGCCCCCUCCACGGGCGCCGCCAUCUUGGGCGGGCAGCGCGACCCCGUCCCCCUCCCCCAGCGAGGUCAUGCCCUUUGCCCUCUGACCUCUGGCCAAUCUCCCUUUGCCCCCCCUUCCCCCUGCCCAUGGCCCAUAAGGGCGGGGUGGGGUUGCCCCCUCCUGCCCCACCCCCUCCCCCUCGUCCUCCCCCACCCCCAUCCCUGCCUCCCCUGCCCCCAUCGGGGGGCGCCAAGGCCCACUUCCUGAAGGCGGCCCUGGAGCGUGCGGCCCCCCCGCCCGGCACCGGGGAUGACGUGCGGGAGCUGCUGGGGCACCGGCGCGCCAGCUUCAGCGGGCGGCGGAAGUGGCUGCUGUACCACCGCCCCGUGCCGUCCUUGAUCCAGGAGGGGCCCCAGUGCGGGCUGGUGGCGCUGUGGAUGGCGGGCGCCCUCCUCCGCCUGCCCCGGAGCGUCUCGCUGGAGCGCAUCGUGCAGGCGGCGCUGGACAGAGGCUACACGGCGCAGGGGGAGAUGUUCUCAGCGGCGGACAUGGCGAAGCUGGCGGCAGAGGUGUUCCCGUGCCGGGCGGAGCUGCUCACGGGAGGCUUGGAGGGAGCCAACCGGGACAGGAUCCUUUGCCACCUUGCUGCUGGCUGCCCCGUGCUGGUGCCCUACGACGAGGACUCUAACCACGAGCCCUGCCGCCGGCGCGGAUACAAAGCCCACUGGGCUGUCGUUUCGGGAGCCCUUCUGGGUCUGAGGCCCGAUGCGCCAAGCCCGCCCUGCCGCGAGGACGAGGAGAUCCCGGGGCUCUUCCACCCCCGGGGGCCGGGGCCCCUGCCGGCGGGCGUGGAGGAGACCUACCUGCUGGCCAAGCAAGGCAAGAGCUGGCGCUACCAGCUGUGGGGCUACGGGCAGCUGCAGGAGAGCAACGCUCAGCUGACGGACUUCAGCCCCCGGCGGGCGGGCGACGGCAAGGUCUACAUCGUGCCCGCGGGCGGCCUGCAGGAGGGGCUGUGCGGCCAGGCCGUGCUGCUGCACCCCAGGCCCUGACGCCAGGUCAGCAGGGACGUGCCCAGCCCCGGACAGGGCCAAGGGGACGCCUGGGUUCCCCACCUUGAGCUCCAGGAGGUGAGGAGGGAUCCCGGCCUCCUUUAUCCGGUGCUCUGAGGCAGGAGGCACGCUGCCCCGCCAGGCAGGGAAGGGCACCUGGGGACCGGCCCGUGCUUCCCCGGGGAGGGAGAGGAAUGCCAGCCUACACCUGCUCUGCUGCAGAAAGACCUGCGGCCAGAUCUGCGGCUCCAGGAUUGGGCUCAGAAGUCAGCUCAAGACCCGUCCACGAGCCGCGGUAGACCCAGGGACUGCUGGCACCCCGUUUAUCCUAAUAAACGCACUACUUACCUUC